Molecule: messenger RNA, 1870 nt
Organism: Drosophila obscura
Lineage: Eukaryota; Metazoa; Arthropoda; Insecta; Diptera; Drosophilidae
Product: prolyl 4-hydroxylase subunit alpha-2
Exons: 5
Coding region: 161-1804 (547 amino acids)
Biological process (GO): peptidyl-proline hydroxylation to 4-hydroxy-L-proline
Cellular component (GO): endoplasmic reticulum
Molecular function (GO): procollagen-proline 4-dioxygenase activity; protein binding; iron ion binding
Source: RefSeq, a predicted model, not a curated record
GAAUACUCGGGCCACAAUGUGUUUGUCCCAGUCCCAAUCCAGAAACAUCAAAAAAGAAAAACCCAACUGUGUCAAUGUUUGCCGAGCUGCUGUCUGCCGCUGUCUCUCCGGUUCAAUCUUCCAUCGAUGCCAGUAGCGAUCUACAGACAGAGCAGUGAGAAUGUCCCGAGUCAGAGCGCUUCUGUGGGUGCACUUCGUGAGUGUGAGUGUGGGCUUGGGCCUGGUUCACGGGGAUUACUAUUCGGCCAUCAGCGAAGUAGAGCGGCUGCUGGAUCUGGAGGCCUUCUUGGUGGAACGGUUGGAAGAUUACUUGGAAAAAGCCCAGCAGAAUCAGGAGAACAUCGAAAGGUUUCUUCUUCAUGUGGAGAAGUUGCAGAGCCAACGCGGGGACAUCGAGGACUACUUUGGCAACCCGCUGAAUGCAUUUACCACCAUCAGACGCCUUGCCCACGACUGGAAGCAUAGUGUCUUCGAGCCGGUCUUCGAGACGAGUAACUUGGAGAACUACAAGAAUUUGGUGAGCGCGGGGUUGGCAAAGGCCGAGAUACAGGAACCGACAAAGGAGGAUUUGCUCGGAGCUGUUCGUGGCUUGUGGCGCCUACAGGAGAUGUACAAACUCCCCACAAAGCAGUUGGCGGCUGGAAUCUUGUCCGCCGCGGAACAGCACCAAGUGAAUGUGUCACUUAGCGCCAGUGACUGCUACGAGAUUGGGCGUCAUUUUUGCCUGAUGAAGGAGUAUUCCUACGGCUCAGAGUGGCUGCUGGAAGCAAGGACCAGGCUGAAUCGGGAUCCUUCAGGAUUUGUGCUUCCCAAGAUCACUAAAGUGCAGAUCCUGGAGCAACUCUCGCCUGCCUUUAGCCAAUUGGGCAACAAGAAGCUUGCGUACAAGCUGAACAGCGAAAUCCUGGAUGCGGAACCUGGCCAUGAGGAGGCCUUGAAGAACAAAAUUGUGUACGAGGCUCAGCUGGCCAGAGAGAGGAGCAACAGUCCCAGAAUUAAAGUAGAACCUUCACAGGCGCCUGCUCCAGAGCCUGAGCUGAAGGAGAGCCAAGAACUUUACCAGCGCGUGUGUCGAGGAGAACUGCGGCAGUCCCCCAAAGAGCAGCGGGAUCUAAGAUGCUGGUUGAGCCACCGGAAUGUGCCCUAUCAGCGCCUCUCGCCCUUCAAGGUGGAACAGCUGAGCGUGGACCCCCAUGUGGCCUAUUUCCACGAUGUGCUCAGUGACAAGGAAUCUGAGCUGAUCAUCGAGCAUGGAAAGGGGCAGGUGACGCGCUCGGAGAUUGGCCAGAGCGGAAACUCCACCGUGUCGGAGAUCCGCACCAGCCAGAACACGUGGCUGUGGUACGAGAACAAUCCCUGGCUGGCGGACAUCAAAAUGAGACUGGAGGACAUAACCGGACUGACCACGGACAGUGCGGAGCCCUUGCAGCUGGUGAACUAUGGGAUUGGUGGGCAGUACGAGCCGCACUUCGACUUUAUGGAUGAUCCCGAAAAGAACUUUGGCUGGAAGGGAAAUCGCCUGCUGACAGCUCUUUUUUACCUGAAUGAUGUCCCCUUGGGAGGCGCCACUGCUUUUCCCUUCCUUCAUCUGGCCGUGCCGCCCGUCAAGGGGAGUCUUCUCGUUUGGUAUAACCUCCAUCGUUCACUCCACAAGGACUUCCGCACCAAGCACGCCGGCUGUCCCGUGCUCAAGGGCUCCAAAUGGAUAUGCAAUGAGUGGUUCCAUGAGGCUGGCCAGGAAUUCAGGAGACCCUGCGGGUUGACCAGCGAUGCUGAAAAGUUCCUCGAACUCGAAAACAAGUAGUGUACAGCCGGAUAUGAUUAUUCUGCACCAAAAAUAAAUAAAAAUCCAUUUCAUUUCUAAUAAUUU